This is a messenger RNA of Nematolebias whitei (Rio pearlfish), 624 nucleotides long. RefSeq names its product EBP like (gene ebpl). Lineage: Eukaryota; Metazoa; Chordata; Actinopteri; Cyprinodontiformes; Rivulidae. Bases 1 to 624 code for a protein of 207 amino acids. Gene Ontology annotation, molecular function: cholestenol delta-isomerase activity. The record is from RefSeq and is a predicted model, not a curated record. The transcript has 4 exons. Gene Ontology annotation, biological process: sterol metabolic process. Gene Ontology annotation, cellular component: endoplasmic reticulum; membrane.
AUGGACUCAGCACUCUCUUUGGUCUCCGUGCUGUCACUGUUGGCAUGUAGCCUCCAGGUGUUGGCUGCUGUCCUGCUGGCUGGCAGAUACAGUGGGCGGAGUUCUCCCAUGGACAGAUGGAUUCUGCUGUGGCUCUUCUAUGAUGUUAUCGUCCACCUGACUCUGGAAGGUCCAUUUGUUUACAUGUCUCUGGUUGGGACAGUAGAGACGUCGAAGGGUCCGCUGGCUGAGUUAUGGAAGGAAUACGGUAAAGCAGACAGCCGUUGGUUGGUUUCUGAUCCAACCAUCGUCUCUGUGGAGAUUCUCACUGUUGUUCUCGUCUCUCUGAUUGCUCUACUGCUGAUACACGCAAUACUCAACAACAAGUACUACAGGCACUUCCUGCAGGUCGCUCUAUGCGUGUGCGAGCUGUACGGAGGCUGGAUGACCUUCUGUCCAGAUUGGCUGCAGGGGAGUCCUCAUCUGGAGACGUCUAACCGGCUCUACCUGUGGAUCUACCUGCUCUUCUUUAACGGACUCUGGGUCCUGGUUCCGGUCCUGUUGCUGCUCCAGUCAUGGUUCGAUCUCAGAGAUUUGCAUGUGCUCAGAUCAGACACCACAGUCUCCAAGAAGAAGCAGCUGUAG